This is a messenger RNA of Striga hermonthica, 762 nucleotides long. Lineage: Eukaryota; Viridiplantae; Streptophyta; Magnoliopsida; Lamiales; Orobanchaceae. The record is from the annotation of a GenBank genome assembly.
AUGGCUGAUCAGUUCUUGCAAAACAUCAUGCAUUCUUUCUCUUUACCAGACAUUGAUCCAAACAUCGAAUUCUUGAAUCAAAUUCCCGGCCCGAAUCCUUUCUUUAGUAGCCCGAUCGGGUUUUCGAGUGACAGCAACUUAUUUCCUCAGUUAAUAUCUGAAGGCCCUGAUCAAAACCUGGAAAACUUCCCUGGAUUAUUUACAAUCCCUGAUGAAAUCACUGCAGUAACUUCUUUUACCGAGCCCGUGAAUUCAAACGUCGAUCGUAAGGACCUGAAGAGGAAAACACCAGCAACCGACACACCACAAAGCAGUUAUGCAAAGAACUCUGCAUAUACAAAACGUGCUGGAAAACGAAAGAAAGUGAAAGUCGAAAAUACCGAAGAAGACGAGAAGCCGAGGGAAGUGGUUCAUGUUAGAGCCAAAAGAGGCCAAGCCACUUACAGCCACAGCUUAGCAGAAAGAGUGAGACGAAGAAAAAUCAACGAGCGAUUCCGAUGUCUGAAAGACAUUGUCCCAGGUUGCUACAAGACGAUGGGAAUGGCAGUAAUGCUGGAUGAGAUUAUCAGUUAUGUUCAGUCAUUGCAAGGUCAAGUAGAGUUUCUUUCGAUGAGGCUCAGCACAGCUACUAGCACUUAUUACAACUCCAGUACAGACACAGAUGUCAUGGCAACAAUAAUGCAGAGUAAUGUAGCCAUACAGGGACUUGAUUCGGCUCAAUUUGCACAACUGGGCCUCGAUUUCAACUAUUUUCCUCAGUGA